Molecule: messenger RNA, 1272 nt
Organism: Papaver somniferum (opium poppy)
Lineage: Eukaryota; Viridiplantae; Streptophyta; Magnoliopsida; Ranunculales; Papaveraceae
Exons: 3
Coding region: 298-1020 (240 amino acids)
Source: RefSeq, a predicted model, not a curated record
UGUGCUUGGCGAUAUGGGAAAAAAGAUUAGAAUUGAAGGAUGACGCCCUCAUAUUCUAGACGUGUUGUGAACGGAAAAGUUUCAGCAUCGUCAGCUAUGUCUUUCGGUGAUUCUUUCGGACGUGAGUGAAGCAAUGAUGCAGUACCGCAAUGAUUCAGAACUGUUAGUAACUCUGGGGGUAUCCAAGGGACCCCUCAGUUAUCAACAGCUGGAGGAUCUCGAGGCCGACAUUAAGUUAGGAAAGCAAUGACAGACUGAAGAUGAGGUUGUUGAUUUGGAGGCAAAACAUACUGAGAAAUGGAACAGAGAGAAAUUCGGGAAAUUCAGCAAAGUGAAAUGAUGGGGAACAUGAUGCAGGCGAUGCUCAAAAUGCAAGAGGAAUCGCUCCUGUCGAGGAGACCUAAUGGUCCUGCAAAGGAAUUGGAAACAAAUCCCCGUAACACAGAACAUGAGACUUUUGAGGACUAUUGUAGUCGAUUCCCUGACCUAGAUAAUGAUGAUAAUGUUAUUGAUGAUUUUGGUGGUGAAUCACUAGAUGAUAUUUGUGAAGCUGAUAUUGGUGUAGAAGAUUAUGUAGUUGGAAACAGCGAGGCAGAAAUAAUAAGCCCAGAUAGCACAGAUGUUUCGCUUGCCAAUGUGCUUAACGAUAUCAAGUGUAAGAAAAAUAGUCAACGUCGGGACAAUGAGAAUCUUUCUAAAGAUGUGAGAAAAAAGAUGCCAGGGCCCCUAGUGAAGUCACCAUUUACUACUUGCGGAUUGACUACUCCUAAAAUCCCUGCUGUUGGGAUUCUGAAGAAGAGAUUUGAUAUUGCCACUGACGUUGUUGCGGCUGACGAGUCAAAUCUUGGGAAGGUUAGGAGUAUAGAGGAGUUGAGCAGUAUUGUUUUGGCUGACGUUGAUGCGGAGAAUGGUAAGAGAAAGGCCGUGUAUGUGGAUAAUGGGUGUAGCACUUCAACAAAUGGUGCAACCGAUGUUCAAGGUCUCGGUGUGAGAGGCGCGAAGAACGCAAAGCCCUGGUGAAUUAUUUUCAUAACUUUCAAUCUGAUCUCUUAAGAUAUGAAAGAUCUCCCUCCAAGCCGUACAUACGACUUUCAUCGAAUACGGCUUUCCACGGAAUUCUAUAUGUAUCUAUGAGAUCGAGUAUGGAAUUCUGUUUACUCACUUUAAAUUGAGUAAGGACGACUGAAAUAACGGGUGUGAAUAAUUUCAUAGACCAAGGGUGAGUGUCCCUGGUAUAUCCUUAUCCUUUAUAUUAUUGGGUGUCCUUGUUUA